Molecule: messenger RNA, 898 nt
Organism: Nanorana parkeri
Lineage: Eukaryota; Metazoa; Chordata; Amphibia; Anura; Dicroglossidae
Product: taste receptor type 2 member 8-like
Exons: 1
Coding region: 42-896 (284 amino acids)
Biological process (GO): detection of chemical stimulus involved in sensory perception of bitter taste; G protein-coupled receptor signaling pathway; sensory perception of taste
Cellular component (GO): membrane
Molecular function (GO): G protein-coupled receptor activity; bitter taste receptor activity
Source: RefSeq, a predicted model, not a curated record
UUGGUCUUCUUGUCAUUUUUCUUGAGAGUCUUGUUGGGGUGAUGUCCAGUAGCUUUGUAAUAAUUGUCAUUAGUCUAGAGUUCAUCAAACGACAUCAAGUCAUCUCCAGCAAUAAGCUCCUCAUUCCAUUGUGCUUUUCCGCCACAUGUUUCAGCAUCAUGCUAGCCACCAAUAACAUCAUUGGUCUGGUCUCGCCUGAGAAGAGUCAGUUGGGUUAUGUUAUCUUCAUCUUCUACAUACUGAACAUGUACAGUAUCUCCUCCUGCUCCUGGUUGACCUCCUGUCUCUGCUUCUUCUACUUUAUUAAAAUUGCCAAUUUCAGGUCUGGCUGUCUAGCUUGGACCAAGAUGAAGAUUGACAGUAUAGUGUUAUGGAUGCUUGUGGUGGUGGAAGUACUGUCAUUAUGUGGACCUUUAAUAAAUUCUCUGAUUUUUGUCUUUUCUGCUGAAACUACCAUGAGCAGCAGCUCAAUGAUUAACAAUAUGACAGAAAGUAUGGAGAAGACAUCUAAAUAUCUUAACGUUAUCUUUAUUGUUAAUAUUGUGCCAUUUAUAGUCGUGAUGAUCACCACGGCAUUGACCAUUGUAUCUCUCAACUUGCACGUUCGUAAAAUGGGCAAAAAAAUAUCCAGCACUGCAAGCUUGGAGGUUCAUCGAAGAGUGGUAUGGACAAUGAUACAGCUCCUAAUCGUGUACUCAGUCUUUUAUUUAAUCCUAUUUCUCUUCUUUUUCUCAACAUUCACCCAAAUGGGUCUGGAGAACUGGUUGUACCUCAUACUGAUGUCCUUGUUCAGCCCAAUACAGUCUGCAAUUCUGAUACACAGCAAUCCCAAGUUUAUGAAAACCUGGAAAACUCUGUACAAGUCUGCUUCUUGCAUGAAAUGUCAUAGUGGGUAAUG